AUGGUUUAUCACGCUGCUGUUAUGUACCCCAACGAGGCCGAUAUCCACUUCGACCGCGACUAUUACAUCAAAAAACACAUGCCCCUCGUCGAGAGCAUCUGGAAGAAGCACGGAUUGACCAGCUGGCAAGUCAUCGAAUACACCAAGUCCCUCGACGGCUCUCCCGCCAAGUACUUAAUUGCUGCUACGCUCGAAUGGGAGAGCGAGGAGAGUCUGCAAAAUGCGCUGCAGGAUUCCGAGACCGCCAAGGUCUUUGCCGAUAUCGCCAACUUCACCAACGUGCAGCCCAUCACUAUGGCCGGUGUUGGACUUUGA
Penicillium maclennaniae is the source of this 315-nucleotide messenger RNA. RefSeq lists its product as uncharacterized. The coding region runs from base 1 to 315 and encodes 104 amino acids. Gene Ontology annotation, molecular function: oxidoreductase activity. Lineage: Eukaryota; Fungi; Ascomycota; Eurotiomycetes; Eurotiales; Aspergillaceae. The transcript has a single exon. The record is from RefSeq and is a predicted model, not a curated record.